AUGACGACCGACAAGAUUCGGAAGGACAAGAAUCAAAAUAUUCAAGUGUUUAUUCGAUUAAGACCCCUGAACCAGCGUGAACGGGACAUAAAAUCUUUGGGUGUGAUCGAAGUUGUGAAUAACCGGGAAGUGGUGGUCCGCCAGUCACAACAGACCUCACACACCAAGAAGUUCACCUUUGACCGGGCAUUCGCACCAAAUGCUAGUCAGCUUCAAGUAUACCAAGAGGUGGUGAGCCCUCUAAUAGAGGAGGUCCUCAAUGGCUACAACUGCACAGUGUUCGCGUACGGACAGACAGGCACCGGCAAGACUCACACCAUGGUUGGAGAGCAUACCGGUACUGAUACACACUGGCAGAAUGAUCCUCUGGCCGGUAUAAUACCACGGGCCCUCUCUCAGCUAUUUGACGAGCUUCGUCUGACCAACACGGAGUACACAGUGCGGGUGUCAUACUUGGAGCUGUACAAUGAGGAACUGUUUGACCUGCUCUCCACUUCGGAAGACAAUUCUAAACUCAGGAUUUAUGAGGAUGUGACUAGGAAGGGAUCCAAUAUUGUUAACGGAUUGGAGGAGGUUACGGUAUUCAACAAGAAUGAAGUGUACAAGAUUAUGGCACAAGGACAGGAGAGGAAGAGGGUUGCAUCUACUCUUAUGAAUGCACAAUCAAGUCGCUCCCACACGGUCUUCACGAUCGUAGUCCACAUGAAGGAGAACAGCCCUGAAGGUGAGGAGUUGAUGAAGAUAGGGAAACUCAACUUAGUGGACUUGGCCGGCUCCGAGAAUAUCAGCAAGGCUGGUUCUGACAACCCCGCCAAGAAGGAGAGAGCUAGGGAGUGUGUUAAUAUCAACCAGUCGUUGUUGACCCUCGGCAGAGUCAUCACUGCACUUGUGGAGAGACAUCCACAUAUACCUUACAGGGAGUCCAAAUUGACUCGUAUUCUCCAAGAAUCAUUGGGAGGUCGAACGAAGACUUCCAUCAUUGCGACCAUCUCCCCUGGACACAAGGACUUGGAGGAGACCAUGAGCACAUUGGAGUAUGCUCACCGCGCCAAGAAUAUACAGAACAAGCCAGAAGUCAACCAGAAGAUGACCAAGAAGGCUAUCUUGAAGGAGUAUGCUGAGGAGAUUGAUAGACUCAAGAGAGACUUGCAGGCUACUAGAGAUAAGAAUGGUGUAUACCUAGCAAGCGACACGUUCGCGGAAAUGACGUUGAAAGAAGAAGAACAGCGUAAAGAGAUACAGGAACUACUCCUAAAGAAGAGAGCCAUGGAGGAGGAGAAAGAGAAAAUGGAAGCUGUGUUCCAAGAGCUGAAUGAGACUCUGGAAACCAAGAACAGUGAACUGGCUACUACUGUGUCACAGCUUGAUAAUACCAAGAAGGAGUUGGCUACUACUAGUAAAGCGCUGUCCCGCAGUCGACGUGCCUGUGAGGAGCAACAAGUUCUAGUGUCGGCCCACUGCAGCACGGAGCUGGCUCUAGGGGCGCAGGCAAGGGAACUACUCGACACGGCAGAUGUCGCCACUACACACGUCGCCUGUCUACAUGAUGCUGUCGAUAAACGGAAAAAUGUAGAAUCGACUAACUUGGAGAUAACGCGCACAUACCGCGAGGAGUCGGAGCAACAACGAGGUUCUAUCAGUACUGGAGUCAGAACCUUUGCUGACACUGUACACUCUGUAUUCAACAACUUGCAGGCUGCUUUAGAUUCAUACACGACAUCCAGCACUCAGACACAGGAACAAAAUAAACAGCAACUUGAAAACUUGGUGCAGAUGUUUAUGGAGACUGUUAAUGAGGUAAAAGCAGCUACAUCAGAAAGUCAGUGUGCCCUGUCCCAGUCGAGUGCGUCCCACGUGUCGUCCCUACGCGACCGAGUAUCGUCCCACGGCGUCGCGCUGCAGCGGGCGCUGGCCGAGUUCCUGCAACACUUCGUGUCUUCACUGCAACACGCACACAGUGUCGAUGUCAAGGGAAAUGUUGCUCACUUCGUGCAGCAAUGGUACGCCGGAGCAUCGGAUCGAGUAUCAUCCCUCCAGCGCGUACACGGCGGGUUCAGUUCCCGCGCCGAGACACACGUGGCGGCGCGCGCGCAGGCCCAGCGAGCUGCCCGGGACGCCUGGCGGGGACUCAAACAAAGGCGGGCCAACAGGACACAGGCUUGUCUCGCUGAAAUGCAAGAAGAAUCGGUUCGCCUCGAAAACCUCCUAACACAGCAACUAUCAGACAUUGAGACAGAGAGAGCACAAACCGAGCAUAGACUACAAGAAUGGAUGGAAGAAAAGAGAAGAUUGUUAGAGGAAGAACUAGCAAGACAUGUAGCUUCAGAGAAACAAGCAUUAGAAGACAGACUGGCCAAGAAGGUCACAGAAAUUGAGUUACAGAAGAAAAUGCUUCAAGAGAGGAUGGAGCGUUACAAAGAGUGGGAGCAGAUACAAAUGGAAGCGGAUAGAGAAGAGAUGGAGAUGGCAGAAAGGGAAUUGGAAGACAACGAUAAAGGCAGAGAGGAGUGUGUCAAAGAUAUUAAGAAGUACAGCAAGGAGUUUGAAGAAGGCACAAACGCGAUCAGCGUGGACAUGGAGAUAUUCAGUAAGAAUGUGGUGGAGGUCGUGGAACAUAUCAAUAAUGAGAUGCUCAGAGCGCUCGACCAGACCAGGGUGCAGGUCGAGGAAGAAGUGUCGAAGGUAGUGUCAGCGGACGAGGCGUCGUGUCUGCAACUGACGCAGUCUGUCGGCGACACCGUGCAGGCCUUGCUCCACACUACCAAACAUAUCACUGAACAACUCGUCGCCAACGUUGAGAGCAACACUGGCGCCGCAACACAACAACUACGUGACGUGUGCAACUCCACUACACAACUGAUCUCUACAACCCACUCUCUACACAACACACACGCCACGACGUGUACACACGCUCGGGAACAAGUCUCUACACUGCAGGGCCAGCUGUACGAAGCUAUAGCCAGGCACCAACAGCUUGAGAACAAGUACCUCAGUCAUGAGUACAAGCUGUACUCACCUACUGGUAAGACUCCGUCGCGCGUGGAGUACCGCUACCCGCGGGCCCUGGCCGCCACCUCGCCGCACGACAGGCUGCUCGCCAGGUUCCGCGCCAUGCGACGGGACUCCGACGAGGACUGCGUGGUAGUAGAAUCCGACACAGAAACAUCGACCCGACAGGUGAGUGACUCGGAGUGUUCCUCCGAGGACUCCGCGCACUUCCUCGCUCCUUCACCGCCGGAACCGCGGGGGACUACGGAUACCAGGGACACUCGGGAUACUCGGCACACUCGGGACAAACUCGUCAAGAGCACAUCCGAGACUGACAUACUCUACACUAUUAGAAGGCAACAAGAAAACGCCAAAGAGAACACAGAACGGUCAGUUUCAGGCAAAAAGCCUUCCAAGCUACCCGCGCCCUCAUCUCUUAAGAAACCGUUAGCAGAACGAAACGUGAACUGA
Molecule: messenger RNA, 3459 nt
Organism: Spodoptera littoralis (African cotton leafworm)
Lineage: Eukaryota; Metazoa; Arthropoda; Insecta; Lepidoptera; Noctuidae
Source: the annotation of a GenBank genome assembly